CUGGUGGCGCAACGGAUCACGUCGGCCUUGCGCUCCAAUGGAAUCAAGGGCCCGGUCACUAUUAGUGGAUUCGGCGACAUAGAGCAGCUCUCGCGAACUGCUCGGGAGGCUCUCACCUCCACCGGAAUCUGUCUCAACCAUGUACCGCAUGAUUGGUGGGAAAAUGAGCUUACAAAGCUGCUUUAUGGCCGAUCUUAUCUAUUGGGUUUCACAAAACCCCCCUCCUGUCCAUUUCUUUUUGAUAUCUGGGGACAAGGACUUUGCAAACAUCCUUCAUCGUUUAAGGAUGAACAACUAUAACAUACUACUUGCCAGUAGGGAAUUUACUCCAGGCGUACUCUGCAGUUCUGCCACGCUUAUGUGGUCCUGGACUCGUUUGGUUAAGGGCGGCAAUGCCUCUGCCAAGCAUUUUAACCAUCCACCAGAUGCUUUUUAUGGUUCUUGGUAUGGACAUUAUAAAGCUGUCUUGGAUGAUCCUUUCUCUGAUAUGAAACAAGCUAACAGAAAAGGCAAUGAUUAUGUGGAACUGAGUUCUGAAAGUAAGCAUCGUCCAGUUCCCAGAGCUUUAGUCAAUGCCAUCCAACAAAUUCUGUACUCAUAUCCUGAAGGGAUUAAUAUGUCAGAUUUACGAAAUGAGCUCAAAAGGAUGAAUAUGAGUGUAGAUAAGGAUUUCUUCGGGUAUAAGAACUUCUCCCACCUUCUUGCAUCAAUGCCAAACAUAUUGAAGUUCAUAACCAGUCCAGGUCUUGAUGGCCAACCACUUGUGGUUGGGAAGCAUUUAAGAACAGCAGAUUCAUCUCCAUCAAGAUCUAAAACUAUUCAGGAUUUUGAUUCCAGUGAUGGAGAGAUGAGCCCUACUCCAAAACAGGAUGGAAAAACCACCCUCAGUGACUCCAAAUUUGGGGGAAUCGAUAGCAUUUCUGGUCUGGAUUCUACAUCUAAUAAGAAUUCUGUUGAUGCAAAAUCAACUUACCAGCCAACUGAGAAAUUAAAAUGUGAAGAUAAGAAGACAAACUGGAAGAAUAAGUUUAGUCCUAGCAAAAGUUUUAGAGAAUUCGGUGAGUCACCUGCAACUGAUAAGACCACUAGGCAUCCUGACAUGCAUACUGGUCUUCCAGAUAUGAAACAGAGCUUCUUCAAGAGUAUUGCAGGUUGGUGGUCCGGGAAAUCCGAGAAAGACCAGGAAGGUGUUUGUGAACCCAGAAAGGAGGUUACCACUGAGGAUAAUUUUGUCCAUCAGAUAGAAACUAUUGGUGUUUUCUCAAAAGGAUACUUUUGGGAUGCUCUAGAGUCAUUUUUACUCACUUCUAAAGGAGCUGAGCUUAUCUCGAAAUCGAUAACGAGGGAACAACUGGUGCAUGGGUUACAGAAGGGAGGUCCUUGGGUCCUUAAAGAUCUUUCAAAAGCCCAACUUUUUGAGCUGGUAAAUUUGAUGAUUGUAGAAAAGAAAUGGAUAGAAGAAUCAAUUUUGCAGAUGUUCCCUUUUAGGCUUAAUCUUGCCAAACAAAAGUGUGCCACAUCACAUUGCUAUAAUUCCAAUGGUUUAAGUUCACUUUUUACUGGCAAAAUAUCAAAAUCUAGCAUACACAGACAGCCUGAGCAGGAAACAUAUGGUCACAAGUCUGGUUCCCUGGGGAGUUCAUUUGCUGUGACUAAUUCUGUUAAUCAACCCCAAAACGUUUUGGAGUUCAAAUCUUGGUUUCAGAAAACCUAUACACGUAAAGAGGAUGUACAACCUGAAGAUUUAGAAAAGAUGUUUGAGAGCAUGUUCAGCAUAAAACUUGUUCCUUCCUCCUAUGGCUAUCCGGAUCUACAAAGCUUGAUUGAAGUUUGUGCAAAUGAUGACAAUUAUGAGAAUAAGAAAAUAAAAUCAUCUCCUAGCGGAGAAAAGAUAUUAUUUGAUUGCCGAAAGCUCUUGGUUGAGCUUUUUGAUGAAUAUCCUGAUGGUUUCGACAUGAGCAUAUUCAAACCAGCUUUUCUACAAAGGCAUGGUUAUGUUUUAGAGUCUGAAACGCUUGGCUAUCCCAAUCUUGCUUCAUUGUUAGAGAUAAUGCCAAGGGUGAGGAUGGAGUCCAGUUUUGUGAUCCCUACUGAAAGGUUCCGCUCAAAUUCUAGCUCUACUAAUCAACUGACAAUUGGAACACUUGAUCUCACUUCACUAGAUAAUAAAGGCAAUGCAGGUAUCAACACUAGCCAGGAAAGUGCUUCUGAAGAUUGUGCAUGGGAAGAAUGGGAGGAGCUGGGCGGUGUGCAUGAGACAAUUGUGCGUGAGGAUCUUACGGCUGCUCCGAUUCAGGAUAGAGAAGUAACAUAUGACGAUUCUCUUUCAGAAGAUGAAUUGUCUGAUUCAGAGGGCACUCCCCCAUUGCAGGAUGUAGUAGAGAAAUCUCAAAGAUGUGGAGAGGAAAGCUCUCUUAUUCAAAUUCUUGAUUCCUGGUAUGAUAGCAAGGAAGGCGGUCUUAAAAAAAGUAGCAAAGAUGGUUGUGGAGUGGAACAAGCUGUGGUUCCUGAUGGUCUCGUAGAUUGCGCUACGAAUAAACCCGAGAUCUUGGUUGAUAUUAAGCCAAAAUUACGGUCUCAUAAAAGAUAUAAUUUUGUUUCAAAUUCAGAAGACAAGGAAAAGUUGGUCGAUAGCAUAUUAGGUAGUUUGAAGAAAGCGGGAAAUUCAAAGUUCUACAGUUAA
Molecule: messenger RNA, 2683 nt
Organism: Zingiber officinale
Lineage: Eukaryota; Viridiplantae; Streptophyta; Magnoliopsida; Zingiberales; Zingiberaceae
Exons: 4
Coding region: 140-2683 (847 amino acids)
Biological process (GO): regulation of gene expression
Cellular component (GO): peroxisome
Molecular function (GO): RNA nuclease activity
Source: RefSeq, a predicted model, not a curated record